Molecule: messenger RNA, 4933 nt
Organism: Linum trigynum
Lineage: Eukaryota; Viridiplantae; Streptophyta; Magnoliopsida; Malpighiales; Linaceae
Source: the annotation of a GenBank genome assembly
ACCCUUCUCCUACUUUUUACUCCAGCGAGGCCUCCCUUCUUCCAUGGCUCCAUGUGAUGCUCCCCUGCAGAAAGGUAAUUCAUUCGGCAAACAUCUUAUUUCACGCUUACAUAUGAUAAAUCCUCUAAUUGCUAUGUAGUAAUUAAACUAGUUUUUAGCUUUCCUCUUUGUGUCAAUUUGCCAAAUUGAUAGAAACGGUGUCGGAAAUCCUACAGUAACUCAAAGUGCCUCUCAUAAAUUAAACUCAAGGCCCUGAAAGGUGAAGAUUCCAGAUUAUCGCCGCCUUUGAUCAGCACUCCGGCGGUGCCGCCCUCGCAAAGUUGAUCAUCUCACUCUGCACCCUAUGAAGUCCUUCAGCCUCUGACUUCGAUUUCCAGCAACAACCGAACAUCCCUGUCGGAUUCCGCUACCACAGCGGCCUAGUUCGUGAAGUCAGAGCUUCUCGCUCCGCUCCUUGCGAGCUCCUUCCGCCGCCGGUUUGGAUCUGCAGCAGCAGCCGAAGAUCUCCCCGCCAGUUUCCGCUACCGCAACGGCCUCAUCAGCGAACACUCUGUUCCACCCGUUUCCGUCGAUCGAGUCUCUAUUCCCCUCUUCGGCACAAUCAUCGUCGAUUCCAAAACCUCAUCAGAUCUGAUGAUGAUCGCACCUUUGAAAUCGGCGUCAAGCCAGGAGGAGGAGAAACGACUUGGAUGAAGGGGAUUGAGGGAUGGCGGAGGAGGAUUGCUUGCUCGAACAUUCGGAUCGACGCCGACGCCGGCGCCGGUGAAGUCACAAUGGUGAGGGACGGAAGAAAGUCAGAUGCAAGUGGGAAGGAAUGAAGGAGAAGAAGGGUUUCAGAUAAUUAAUUUAAAUUUAAUUUGUUAUUUAUUGUCCGUUUAUGAUUUUGUCCUUAUGAAUCUUGUUGUUAUUAUAACAACACAAAUAGUGUUGUUAUUCUAUCCGUACUCUAUUAGUCAGGUCAUUAUUUCGCUAUUUUUAUUUACGGAAUAUUUAUCAUUUGUGUUUUCAUCACAUAUUGAAAUUGCUUGACUUUAUCAAAUGCGUGCUCCUAUAAAAAUUAGUCAUAAAAUCUAAGAUUAGUUUAGACUUUGUGAAUAAGGGACGUCAAAAUACUCACCAUGCACCGUUUCAUUAUCAUUACUAAUGCGUAUAAUUUUGGACAACUAGAAUUAGCAGGAUUCAUCAAAUUCUUUAGUGAAUGUGGACAAAAACACUGGCAGAAUGGGCAUAAUUCCAUACAAUAUUUUUUUUAAGGCCAGAAUGAAGAAUCUGGCAGAAUGGGCAUAAUUCCAUACAAUAUUUUUUUUAAGGCCAGAAUGAAGAAUCUGGCAGAAUGGCUUUCACCGUUAAGAAAUACAAUCUAGCAGGCAGGCUGGUAUACCGUACUGAAUCAGUAACUGACCGAAUUUAGUUUGUGGUUGGUCGGUAGGGUACACCGAAAUGAAUGGCAGCAGUCCACUAGCUAGUAGGGUUCAUCUCAAGGCGUGGAGCACUACAAGGAAUUCAAAGAGUAAUUCCUAUAUGGUUGGGAAGUUAGUUGGUUUGGUGGUACCAAAACUACCAACUGAUUUUUUAGGGCAAAAGAAUUAGGGAUUAGUUGGGGUGGUGGCAAGCAGCUGAUUCGCGGUUCGGCACACACCUAACUUACUAUUCUAAAAAAGUUCUUCAUACAUUAAAAUUCGUGUUUGUGAAAUCGUAUUUUAUUGACGAUCGGAAAAAUUUCAUGCCCAAGUGCACACCGAUAGGUGAUUUUAAACAAUAUGAAAUGAUUAAAUCAUAGUUGUAUAAUGUACUUUGUUGUUAGAUUUUCCGGUACAACCUCCUGUACGAUUUUAGGAUCGUUGAUUACAAAACUAACUUACACCUUGAUAGAAGGACUUUUUAUUAUUAUCCUAAUUUACUUUUUAUUUGAGACAUGGUAAAUAGUGGUGAUGAUAUUCCAUUAUCACCGUGCAAAUCUUUUUAUAGAAAUAUCAUUUAUUAUUCACUUACGAAUUUGUAAAGUUUCUAUAGAGAAUCAUACAAAAUUUAUUCAAUUUCUGAUUUUUUUUCUCAAAACAUUACUUGUAUAACCGAGUCAAACAAAUAUACAACCAAUUCACAACUAGUCAAAGCCAUCAGCAAUUUUGAAAAACAAACUGACAUGAUAUAAAAACUGACGAGUCGUACUAAACACGGCACGAAAUAAAUGAGUGCUAAACAUGCAUGUAUUGUACCGGCCCAAGCAUGACCUAGCAUCACUCAUUUCAUGUAACUAGAAAAGUAAAGCAUCUAUUCUUUUUCAAAGAAUGAAAAAAUGAAUUGUGUACCAGAAAAUAAUUAAAAAUAAGAUACGUGGAGCUACGAACAAAUCAAUAAUAAAUCGUUAUAUCAAAUUUCAUCCUCAAGAUAUUAGUCAUUGCAAGUUGUCAUGGAUGGAAACUCACUUUAUUCUGUGGUUAGAGUCGGUUUUGUAAUUUAGUAUCUUUGGUUACCGCCUCCUUGCCAUAUAUUGAAAAAAAGUUGAGGAAACUAUUUUCGAAGUUGAUUGAUACUCAUUGAAGGAUACUUUAUUAUUUAUAAAUUAUAAUCAAAUUGUCAUACCAUAUACAUGAUUUACCAUCCAAUUUCAAUCCUAACAAAGAGUGUACUGAUUACUAACCAGCAAAAAGAUUAAGUGCCACUAUCUAAUUUAGGUCUAUACUAGCUUUGAUCCCGACCAUUGGCUGGGUGAGUUUCAUUUAAAUAUUAAAUUAAUUUUGAAACUUUUUGUUCAUAUUCUUGAAAUUCACGUUAAUCUCGUGCAUACACUACAUUAAUAUUAAAUAAUUUUUUGCCGUACUUGAAUCAUUUUUCAUAUAUUAUAAAAAUUUGUUAUUCUUUGUGUAUGGCCCGAAUGUAUGGCUUGAAAAUUUGACUCGUAAAUAUACAUAGCUAAUUUAGUCCCUCCAGGGACACCCACGAUAUUGAUACGAUAUAAGUUAAUUUAUAAGUGAAAACAUACAACUCUUAAUUUAGAUAUAUUAACUUUUGGCUAAAUGUAUAACAUGAUCAUGUUAUAAUAUUUAAAUUUUUUAUCAUCGUACUCACAAUAGUUCAUUUAUCCAAUCUUGAAUCAGGUGGAGAUAAAGUUUUUAAAAUCAUUUUAUUUUCAAAUGGUAGUUCAUAAAAUCUCGGUACAUGAAACACUAAAAUUAAAUAUCUAAACAAUACAUGUCAUUCUAUAAUUUUCGAAAUUUCAAAUAACGUGCAGUUAAUGUUUAAAAUAUUGAGACUGAACCUCACCCAACAUAAUCAAAUGAUUAUGCUAUGCAAUAUACAGUACAACUUGCCAGUGCAUAUGAAAUAUUAUUUUUUUAUUAUAAAUACGGUCACAAUCUUAUAUAUAGUUUAAAUAUAUAAUAUAUGGAAUAAUAUUUUUAGAUGGUAAGGAAUAUAGCUUAUAUCUAAUUUAGGUCUAUAUUAUUGUGGACCAAACUUAAAUAUGGGCUUACACGGUCUUGGGCCAUGAGAGGUGUAUAGGCCUUAUUUGAGUUUCAUUGCCCUUCUGGGCUUAUUCGGCGGUUGAACUUCCCUCUCCCUCUCCGUCUCAGCCGUGACAAUUUCCUUUCAUUCUCCUGUAAAGAACACCGAAGGGGAAACUGGGGAGUGGAGGAACCUAUCGAGGGUUUGGGCUUGUACCAGAACCCAGCUCAGGGUUUUACAGAGCUUCAUCGAUAAAAUUCUUUGCUUCAAGAAAGAGGGAGGAAAGUACUAAAGCGGGUAAAGUAAAAGGGGUUGUGGGUUGUGGAAAGAGGAAACAGGAAGUAAAUGGCGGUCAGCAGCAACGAGAGAAAGCCCUUUGGAGAAGGGAUUCGAUGGGAGAAUCCCUUUACUUUCAAAGUGGGUCAAGUGUUCACCGGCUUUGGCAUCGGUUGCGGGGUUGGUAUUGGCCAUGGUCGCCCCAUUCAUCUCGGUGCCUUGCCGAUGGUGAAUCAAGUCCUCAGUGCAACUAGAGGUGCCACAGAUGCUUUCUCUGGUUUUAGCAGACAUGUAAACGAUGCACUAAGGAAGGUGGGAGCUAAGAACAUUGAGGCUGGCGUUGGUUGUGGAAUUGGUUUUGGCCAUGGAUUCGGAGUUGGCAUUGCUGUGAAACCAGGGGUGUUGCAGAAAAUUCAAGUUUGCUUUCUGGAAGCAAUGACGACAGUUAUGAUGAAACUUGGAGGAGUUCCUAAUAUGUCAGCUAUUCAAGGUGGGCUCCCAAUAUCGUUGCCUGGUGGCAUCAGUGUGGCAAAUGGGCCAACAAGCAACAGUCCUGCAACUCCUAUCACUCAGCUUAGAGGGAACUUUCCAGACUUAUCGCUUCAAGGUCUUCCCGGAAGUGGAAAGGUCAACCAGCACUCUACUUAUACAACUCAAACAUCAGAAAUGGGUCUAGCCGAUUCAUCCUUUAGUAGAACUGAAAAAGUUCUCAGCAGCUUUCUGCAGAACCCAAUGCUUAGAGAAGACGACCCUGCCCUGAAGCAAUCGGCUGGCCGUUUGCAGUCGGAAAACAGCAUGCUUCAAAUGGUGCUGAAACACCAGCAGAUCAUUGAAGAGCUAGUGGAAGAGAACAAGAAGCUUCGUCAAAUCCUUUUGGAAGACCUCAAAGUACCAUCCAGUAAAAUUCAGGAUAGUUACAGAAUUCAGUCACCAUGUAUAGAAUGUUUUGAUUGUCGAAGGAAACAAAGGAAAAGAAGAUGAAAUAUCUAUAGCUUUAAAAAACCAUGAUCAUACUAAUAUUCUGGCCUGCUGAAGUAGUAAAAUUGCUUUUGUCCCUCUUUGGCUGUUACACGUUACAACCAUACUCUGCACUGCUGCACUAUGAUUUCCAGGUAAUCGAAAAUCGCGAGGGAAGAAAGAACUUCUUUCCUAAUUGAACUCUUAUCUUGUUAGCUGUUGGAUAGACGAAAGGUAAUCAAAUUAUUCAUGUGAG